Molecule: messenger RNA, 2134 nt
Organism: Manis pentadactyla (Chinese pangolin)
Lineage: Eukaryota; Metazoa; Chordata; Mammalia; Pholidota; Manidae
Gene: NNMT
Product: nicotinamide N-methyltransferase
Exons: 6
Coding region: 10-738 (242 amino acids)
Cellular component (GO): cytosol
Molecular function (GO): nicotinamide N-methyltransferase activity
Source: RefSeq, a predicted model, not a curated record
GGCAAGUGGAUGAUGAAGGUGACUCCCUGGUGCCUGAGAGCGAGCAGAGGAGGGCUGUGGACGCAGGAGCGAGACGCCAUGGAGUCUAGCUUCACCUCCAAGGACACCUACCUGACCCAUUUUAACCCUCGGGUUUACCUAGAAAAGUACUACAGCUUUGGGUCUAAACACACCGCAGAAAGUGAGAUUCUUAAGAAUGUUCUGAAAAACCUUUUCAAGAUAUUCUGCAAAGAUGGCAUGAAGGGGGACCUCCUGAUCGACAUCGGCUCCGGCCCCACCAUCUACCAGCUCCUCUCUGCUUGUGAAUCCUUCAAGGAGAUCAUUGUCAGCGACUACAGCGAGCGCAACCUGCAGGAGCUGGAGAAGUGGCUGAAGAAGGAGCCGGGGGCCUUCGACUGGUCCCCAGUGGUGGCCUACGUGUGUGAGCUUGAAGGGAACAGCCCAGGCCCCCUCUCCUGCCCAGGGGCCUCAGCUCCUGCAGUGCGAGGUGUUUGCUGUUACGCGCACCGAGACCCCGCAGCCGUUGAUUUGACUCCUAUCUGGCAUUAUUUCCCUUCACCUGAAGAACUUCUUUUAGUAUUUCUUAUAAUGCAGGUCUGCUGGAGACAAAUUCUAUCAUCUUAUCAAACCAGUGAGGAGUUGAGAAAGGCUACUUCCAUAUGGCACUUUAACCUGGAAACCCCUUACUUAGAAUUUCAUGCUGCCUAUGGUCUUCAGACUGAAGAUAGGUUCAGAUAAAAGUAAUUUCAAGCUUCUCUUUUCUAUUGACUUUGUGAUUCCACAGAAUGAAAUUGGGAUUAACUAGAAAAAAAAAACCCUGAAGCAAUGAGGGUUUGAACACUAUCCAAGAUUAUUAAAUAAAUAAGGAAUUUCCUGGGAUUCACAGAAUUGCAGGGAAAGUCUGUAAAAAAAAAGUCCUCAGUUACUGUCAGACAGCACACCUUUCUGAAGCCCAAAUCCUGUCGAGGAGGCUUUUAGGACUUGGUUCUGAAUUCCCCUACCUGUCUUAAGCCUUUCCAUCUCGUUAGAAAUGAACUCUUAAAAUCUAGCAGGACACUAAAAGCAUCACUCAUCUAGCAGGACACUAAAAGCGUCACUCAUCUAGCAGGACACUGAAAGCAACACUUAUCUAGCAGGACACUAAAAGCAUCACUCAUCUCACGCCAGAACCAUCCGCUUCUAACAACUGGCUCUUGAGACACCGGCCCUUCCCCAUCUGCCUGUUAGACUGAGUAAAUUCUGCAUUUGCACCCUCCUGAUCCUGUAGCUGCACCUGCUUUGAGAAUGACGGCGAUCCCAUUCACCUGCCGUCUCCCUUGCUUCUUCAAGACCUCUGUCAACUCACAGCCUAUUUCCCCUGAUCUUACUUCUUCUUUAUCUAAAGCUAUUUCUUGUGCUGACUCUGGCCAAGACAUUUGAGCUGUUCCCUGUUCCUCUGCCUUUGGAAUACGAUGCCUACAUUUAGAUACCACUCAUUUUAAAAACUAUCUGAAAAGUUGUAAGACAUUCUUGCUUCACUGCUACUCAUUCAUCAAGUCCGAAAGUCAGAGACUAAGGAAUAACUACCCAAGCAUGAACCAAGGAAACUAAGCUUUACUCUAAGAAGCCCUAGAAACAGCAUUGGUUAACCUCCUGCUCCUGGAACUCGGAGCCCACUGCCUGGUGGUCUCCAGACGAGCAGCUUCCGCAUCACCGAGAACAGAGAAUCUCAGGCCCCACUCACUAUCUGCAGAACUCUCAUGAGCUGCCUUUGAACGAGAUCUGCCGGGGAUCCGCAUGCAUGUUAGUCUGAGAAGUACUAGAGCUUCCCAAAAGGUGAGCCAGGACACACUAGUGGGGGACGUACUCUGCAAAUUCUCCUUGGCCCUCAGGGCAGCCAGGAGGGGCUGUGGGGCUGGAGCCCCUCCUGGUUGCCUCUCCAGAGAGCCGCCUGUCCACUGACCUCAGUGUCGCUGGCAGGAGACGGCCAGAGCACCUGCAGAGGGGGCCGUUCUCUGAACUAAGUGCCCUCCAUACAAAGAUUUUCUUAGGUGUUUAAAAAGAUGUUUGUCUGUUGCCCAGAAUAGACACAGUAGGGCCAAAUUUGUCCCACAAACUAGUGAGCUGCCUCUAUUAAAGCAUCUCUGUAUCUUCA